This is a messenger RNA of Sparassis crispa, 339 nucleotides long. RefSeq lists its product as hypothetical. NCBI's taxonomy places the organism in Eukaryota, Fungi, Basidiomycota, Agaricomycetes, Polyporales, Sparassidaceae. The transcript has 2 exons. The record is from RefSeq and is a predicted model, not a curated record. Bases 1 to 339 code for a protein of 112 amino acids.
AUGAUACCUCACGGCUCCCUUGCCGUUGCAAUCGUACAGCGUCAGAUCAUGGUCGUGCAAGCUGCACAUUCGCAUAGUUCCAGAGAUCGAUGGGUAGAUGUCAAUACUUUCAUCCCCUUCGGCGAGCGUGUCUUCCUUGCUUCCAGCGUACCCCAAGCACGCAUUCCAUCGUCUGAUAUCCUCACCAUCUUCCCUCGCGAUGACUGUAUUCCACGUGUGUCCACCAAGGGCAUCUUAGAGUUGUCGCACGAAGCCUUCCUCCAGUUCAUAGACUUUAGUGCUCGCAGACAACAGCGAUAUGACGAAUUAUUUGAUGCAUGGUCUAAUUCUGCAGCGUAG